AUGAGUGCGAAUUCAUUGAAUUCUGUUAUGUUAAAAAAGUGUAUCUUUUUAUUUAUAUUUAUGCUAAGUCAAGUUAACAGUGAACAAGAUCAUGUGCAUACUAUACAGUAUACUAAGGAUAAUUUUUCAACAGAAAUUCAGAAGAAAAAUCAUUUUAUCAUGUGUGGUCAUUGUCAGAGAUUGGAACCUACUUGGGAGCAAUUAGCUGAAAUGUCGAACGUGGAGGAUAACAAUAUAAAAAUUGCUAAAGUAGAUUGUACUACAGAUAGUAGUUUAUGCACAGAGCAUGAUGUUACCGGUUAUCCUACAUUAAAGUUUUUUAAAGCUGGAGAAAUCAAAGGCACUAAAUUCAGAGGAACAAGAGAUUUACCAUCUUUAAUGUCAUUUCUUAGUAAUCAAUUGGGUACUUCCUUAGAGAGUGAAAAUGAGGCACCAUCACCUCCUGAAGCAGUAAAUGGUUUAUUAGAAUUAACAGAGGACACUUUUGAUAAGCAUGUAUCUACUGGCUAUCAUUUUGUAAAAUUUUAUGCACCAUGGUGUGGUCACUGCCAAAAAUUAGCUCCUAUUUGGGAAGAAUUAGCUAAUAGUUUACGUAAUGACAAUUAUGUGAGUAUUUCUAAAGUAGAUUGUACACUGCAUCGUAGUGUUUGUGGACAAUUUGAUGUAAAAGGAUAUCCAACAUUACUUUGGAUUGAAGAUGGAAAGAAGGUGGAUAAAUAUGUUGGCCAACGUACUCAUGAAGAUCUUAAAGCUUAUGUAUCAAAAAUGCUUGAGAAAGAAAAUGACCAAGUUAACGUUAAGACUGAUAAUUUAGAUAAUACAGCUCAUGCUAUACUUAGUUUAACUGGUGAAAGCUUCAAACAUGGUAUUGAAAAAGGGAUUUCGUUUGUUAAGUUUUUCGCACCUUGGUGUGGGCAUUGUAAACGUUUAGCGCCUAUUUGGAAAGAUCUCGGGAAAAAAUUCUUAACAAACGAUAAUGUGAAUAUAGUAAAAGUAGACUGUACUCUUGGUGUAAGUAAAGAAUUGUGCAAUGAACAAGAAGUAGAUGGUUUUCCAACUCUAUAUUUAUACCGUGACGGACUUAAAGUUUCUGAAUACAAUGGUGCUCGAAAUUUAGAUGAUCUUUAUGAAUUUAUAAUGAAUUAUAUACAACAUAAUGAUCAGCAUGACGAAUUGUGAUUAUAUAUUUCUUUUGUAACUAAUUUAAUUAGUUAAAGCAAUAUCAUUAACUUAAACUGAUUUUAUAUAUAAAUAUAUAAUAUUUAAUUUAAUUUAACAUAAAUGUACGAUUUAACAUAUAUUUAUUGUAAGCAUAAAAACCCCUUAGAGGUAUUUGGUAUUCAAACCAUAAAUUUUUCAUUUUUAUAUAAAAUAUUAAAACAAAAAUGUUACAAAAUUAUUAUAUUUUUGCGUGAACUAAUCGUGUACUUCCAAAAUAUAUUUAUGAAGUUACUCAUGUAUGAAAUUACUCAUGUGCUUUUAUCAAGCCCUUUAAAAUCUUUAAAAUAUAAAGUUUAUGAUUAAAUAGUUGUAGGGUAAAAUGAGCGCAACAAUUGUCCACGUUGUUUAUCUAUGUACAGUGUUUUACGUUUUACGACUAUUUCAUGUUCAAGAUCGCUUCUUGCUUUCACCAAACCUGCUUGAGUUUCUUCAGCUCGUUUUAAUUCUGCUAACAUAGCCGAUGUGCGUUCAUUAAGUAAUUUUAUUUCUUCCACUAGGCUAAAUAAUACAUUAAGAAAGUUAUAAGUCAAUUAUCUAAUGAUUAUCUAACUGUAUCUGUUAUUUUUUUAAAUAUCUAAUCGUACAACUAGAUAGUAGUUCAUUGAUAAAAUACUUACGCAAAUUGGGAAGUGUCACGACAACUUUCUACAUUACGGCGUUGCAACCUGUUUGCUAAUCGUGUUUGUGCUACUUUCAUUACGCAAUCUAGUCCUCUUGUUGAAUGACGGAGCUCUUCUAUUGAUUUUUCAGUAUUUGCAAGUUCAUGUAAACACUAGAAAAAUAUUCAUAUAACACAUAUAAUGCAAUUGUGUUUAAAGAGUUACUGAGUUUUUUACACGAAGUAAUUACACGAACGUAAUUACACGAACUUACACGAAGUAAUUCUUUUUCCAAUUGUAUACAGACAUCCUCUGUAAGUUUAAUCUUUUGAUUUAAAAUGAGAUCUACGCGAGUCGCUUGAUCUCGAAGAUCUUUAGUAGAAUUUUUAUAUAUAGAAUCUAAAGUGGAUCUUAAAUUUGCAGAUCUUUGUUUUGCUGCUUCUGCAUCAGUUAAACUUUCUCGUGUGUAAUGUUCAUAGCUUGAAGGUGUUGAUUGUCUAAUGAAGAAAAUUAAUAUAAAUUUUAAGAUCUACUUUAAAUGAGUACCAAAUUAAAAAAAUUCAUUUGAUACAUACUCUGCAGGAAAUCUUGUAGCUCCAAGUCUCCAUAAAAUGAUGGGAGAAUCAUUUUUUAAUUUUAUAUUGUGGGAAUCAAUAUCAUAAGCAUCAGUUUUAUCAGUCCAAUCCACUUCCAUUCUUAUUUUUGCAGCUUUUAAUUCAGUUAAUUGCAUUUCUAUCUGUUCCCGAGUUCUACCAAGUAAAUCGCGUAUCUCCGAGCAAAGUGCUACUUCCUGUAAUAAUUGAUAGGUAUUGCUAAUAUAUAUAUUUCACUAUACAUAUUACGUUAUAUUAUUAAUGAUGUUAACUUUGGUAAGUUCUUCUUCUACUUCAUCCCUAAUAAGAUCAGAUUCUAAUCGUUUUGAUCGUAAUUGUAAGAAUUCGCCAGCAAUCGAUUCUGGAACUGUAAGCACCGACAAAGAAUGCUUUAUUCUUCGAUGUUCAGCUUGCAAUAAUUCUAUUUCAUUCGUGAUCUCAAGUAUUAAAUGUUCUAGUUCAAUUUUCCAACGAUAUACUUCGCUUGCACGAUUUUUUAAAUGAUCUGUUGUUUCGAAUUGCAUCUUAUCCGCUUCUCUAUACGAUUUUUCAACACAUCGUUUUGCAUUAUUUACAGCAAGCCUAAAAUAAUAUGUUGUUUUAUUAUUAUUUGAAUUAAAGAAGUAA
Heterotrigona itama is the source of this 3040-nucleotide messenger RNA. NCBI's taxonomy places the organism in Eukaryota, Metazoa, Arthropoda, Insecta, Hymenoptera, Apidae. The record is from the annotation of a GenBank genome assembly.